Molecule: messenger RNA, 1086 nt
Organism: Colletotrichum siamense
Lineage: Eukaryota; Fungi; Ascomycota; Sordariomycetes; Glomerellales; Glomerellaceae
Gene: TFB3
Product: RNA polymerase II transcription factor B subunit 3
Exons: 1
Coding region: 1-1086 (361 amino acids)
Biological process (GO): nucleotide-excision repair; regulation of transcription by RNA polymerase II; positive regulation of cyclin-dependent protein serine/threonine kinase activity
Cellular component (GO): transcription factor TFIIH holo complex
Molecular function (GO): cyclin-dependent protein serine/threonine kinase activator activity
Source: RefSeq, a predicted model, not a curated record
AUGUCCGCCGCCCGCGCCCCCAACGGCGGCGCCGUGCAGACCGACGACUCCGUCUGCCCCGUCUGCAAAACAAUGCGCUACCUCAACAAAGACCUCGAGUUCCUCAUCAACCCGGAGUGCUACCACCCCAUGUGCGCCAACUGCGUCGCCCGCAUCUUCUCCGACGGGCCCAACCAGUGCCCCUACGCCGGCUGCCACAAGACGCUCCGCAAGAAGGGCUUCAAGUCCGCCUACUUCGGCGACCUCGCCGUCGAGCGCGAGGUCGACAUCCGCCGCCGCGUCGCCGCCGUGCUCAACAAGGUCGAGGACGACUUCGAGACCCUCGCCGACUACAACGGCUACCUCGAGUGGGUCGAGACGCUCACCUUCGACAUCAUCUCCGGCACCGACGCGGAAAAGAAGGCCGCCGAGGCACGGCUCAUCGAGUGGGAGCAGGCGCACCGCGCCGAGAUCGAGCGCAACCGCCGGCUGGCCAAGGAGUCCGAGGCGGAGCGCGUGGCGCGCUUCGAGGCCGAGAAGGACGAGGCGCGGCGCCGCCGCGCGGAGGCCAUGGAGGAGGACAAGGCCGAGAAGAAGAAGGAGCAGCGCAUGCGCGAGGAGAUGCUCGACGGCCUGGCCUCCGGCGACGUCGGCGAGGCCAAGCAGACGCUCAACCGCAUCCUGCUCAAGAAGCGCGGCCAGGGCCGGAUGGCCGCCGCCGCGAGCUCCCUCGCCGACGCCACCGGCAGCUCCGCGCCUGGCCUGUCCAUACGCGGCCUGAAGAAGGAGAAGAAGCGCGUCGUCGAGGAGAACAAGCCCUACGACCCCUUUGGCGGGCUGCGCCUCGACAUGGAGCGGUACGCCCUUGGCCCGCUGGACGAGUACCGCAACCCUUGGGUCGACGACGCGCGCAAGAAGGACGAGAUCGUGGUUGGCGGGUACAGUGCGGAGGAGUACCUGGGGCGGGCCAUGUUCGAGGCGUUCUCGGGGUUGGCUGUGUUUAUUGACGACGAGAAGGGGCCGGAGAAGGUCGCUACGGCGGAAGCUGCGGCAGCGGCCGCUACGGGAGUGACAAGUCAGAGGAUGGAAGUGGAUGACGUUUUCUAG